AACAAUUUAGGAUUAAGGAGGAAAGGUUAGACAGCUUAGAACAAGGCUUUAUUUCAUCACAAUCAUAUGUGAUCCAUGCCCUUCCCUACUUACCUUCAAGAUUUUAAGUACCAUAUCAAGCAUCUCCAGUUUUUACUUCUCUCUCUAGUCUUUUUUAGUCUAAAGUCUUCACCUCACUCUUAUCCUAAAACACAAAAUUCCCACCCAAGUAAACCCUCUUCUCAACUAUAAGUACCCUUCACAAUUAUUUUUUUUCCAAAACGUGGCACUCCAAACACUUCUCUCUCAUAAUUCUCUCUCUAAAACAUUGUUAUCAAAACCCUAACUUGAGAGUAUCUUCCAUCACACAUGACACGCGGGCUGAGACUCCUCCAAUCCGCGGCAGCGCCACCGCCGGAGGCCGUGGCGGCCGCUGUCGAGUCCGACUUUGUCGUGAUCUUGGCGGCGCUCCUCUGCGCCCUCAUAUGCGUGGUAGGCCUCGUCGCCAUCGCGCGCUGCGCCUGGCUCCGCCGGGGAACUGCUGGAAGCUCCGCCGCCGGAGCCGUAUCAUCGCCGGCGACGGCGAACAAGGGCCUCAAGAAGAAGGUGGUGAAUUCGCUGCCGAAGUUCACCUACGCCGACGACGGCGACCGGCGCAAGUGGUCGGAGUGCGCGAUUUGCCUGACUGAGUUCGGCGCCGGCGACGAGGUCCGGGUGCUGCCGCAGUGCGGCCACGGGUUCCACGUGGCGUGCGUGGACACGUGGCUAGCGUCGCACUCAUCGUGCCCCUCGUGCCGCGCGCCCUUCGCUGUCGUCGCACGCUGCCAGAAGUGCGGCCACUUUCCGGCGGUUGCAUCCGCCUCCGCCGCAUCGGAGUCCAAGGCCGUCGGUUGCGACAAUGCCGCCGUUAGCGCUGCGAAUGCUAACCGUAAUAAUGUUAUUAUUACGAAUGGGUUUAGUAAUUACGGUUUCUUGCCAUGAAAGCCGGUCUAGUAAUUACGGGUUCGCAUGUAUUAUUGUAGAUAAAGAUUAAGAGCUUUAUUCGUCAUAGUGCUUCUUAUCUAUUAGGAAUUUACGGGUAAUCCUCUUUCUUUUGUAGUAAUUUGUAUAGAGUCAAUUUUUUUCGGCAUGGAUAAGAAAUUAAGAAUUGCAAGCUAGUAUAAUUUGUGUAACA
Glycine soja is the source of this 1153-nucleotide messenger RNA. RefSeq names its product RING-H2 finger protein ATL8-like. The transcript has a single exon. The coding region runs from base 349 to 960 and encodes 203 amino acids. Lineage: Eukaryota; Viridiplantae; Streptophyta; Magnoliopsida; Fabales; Fabaceae. The record is from RefSeq and is a predicted model, not a curated record.